ACUCGUUGUUCAGUCGACGGUGUCAAGGGCUAAACAGCUCGCACGCUGUACCAGGCAAUCUUUACUACAAAGAGUGUCAAACAAGGAUUUACCACAUCUAUCGUUUUUAUACGAUCCUCAGGAUAUAAUCUACGGAAUUAUCUGUUUUUCCUGCAAAUUGUCUCUCCAUAAAUACAUAUUGAGAGGGAUCCUCAACUAAUCAUCGCUUUGGCAGGUUUGGGAGACUUUGUUCGGCGCGAGAGACACCACGAGGACACGACUGGUUGAGAGGAUUGUUGGACCUGUGGGUAGGCAGGCAGACAGACAGGCGAGGACGAGACGGUCAUUCACUUGAUCUAACCCUGGUCGCCAGACAACACAUACCAGCAUCACCAUGCCGUCCAGGAGGAAAUGUGCUCAUACCACCAAGAUUGAGCGAGUUCCAAGCUACUCCGUCUACCAUGGCGAGGAAGACUUGGACGACAGGCUCAGCAGUGAUGGGACCCUCGAUCUGAGCAUGAAGAAAAUCAAAAUGGAGCCACCCGAUGAGGAUAACGAUGUGGGGAAUAGCGACGAGGGAAUAAACUCAGAAAACAUGAGUAGCGUGGUUGGGGAAGAGGAGCUGUCAAACGAUAAUGCGCCCCCUAGUGAUGAAUGUGAAGCAGAUCGGCAAACUGGAGCAGACGACAUGAGCGUGAACAAACGAGGAAGUCAUUCAAGCAAUCAAGCCUCAGUUAUUGAGGGCAACGCUGAGGAGCAGAUCGUCAUAGACUCUAACGGACAGCCACUAAGCCCAGUCGCAGGUCUACCGCUUUUCCCUCAAUCGUCCAAAGGAAAAUCUGCUCGGCCAUUCAAAAUUUAUACUUCAAAUCGUGAUCUUCUUUCUGGAAUAACAACUCAAGGAGCUCCUUCUCUUGCGACUUAUUCCGUUCCCUUAGCUCUGACAGCCGUGCCGGGAGCAGCGCCCCUUGCCUUCGCCUCCCUGCCCUUAGUAUCAGGCGUACCAAUGAUCCCAUGUACAUCUCCUUCUUCUACUACCUCGGCUGCCUCGUCGAUUGUUUCGACGGGCGCUGGUUCGACACCAUCGUGCACCUCAUCUACCUCCUCUACUACCACCACCGUGGGUGCAAAAACUACCUCGUCGACCACCGAUGCUCAUCUGAUGACGCUGGCGACAGAAGCAGACAAGAUCCUAAGGGAGAGGCAUGCCUCGGAGGAAUCGUCCACGGGUGCUGGCUCAGACAUGGAGGCGAACACCGUCGACAAUUACAGCAGCAGCGGCUUGGAAGACAAUGCACUGCUUGCUGGGGAAGUUCUCAGAAUUCCUACUCUGGCUGGGAAGGCGAUGGACAUGGACGUGGACCCCCUAACUUUCAGUUUCAUUCAGAAGCGAGCCGUUGAAGCCCACCAGUCCGUCGCGAACCCACCAAAAAACAAGAAAAAGCGGAUGACUCUCCCUGAGACGCUGAAAGACAUUUCAUACUGGGAGCGGAGAAGGAAAAAUAACGAGGCUGCGAAGCGAUCCCGUGAUGCACGUCGGGCGAAGGAGGACCAAAUCGCCAUCAGGGCUGCCCUGCUUGAACAAGAAAAUAUUCGCCUCAAAAUCGAAGUCUCGGCUCUCAAAGAAGAAACCGUUAAACUUCGAUCUAUGCUCUACGCAAACAACAACAGUUAAACACUUUGUAUAUUAUAGUUGUGCUUCUUCGCUGCAUAUUCAUGACUGUUCAUCCUCCUGUAAACUAGCCAUCCUUCAGCUUUGGUUCAAGAAAGAUCGAGUCAUGAACUAAAUGGAAAUUUCACGAUCACAUUCGAGCGAACAUUAAAUUGAUUCAUUCUUUGUUGGGACAUUUUUAUCAAUGCUGCAUUUGUUUUGUUUUUUCUAAAUCAAUUGAACCCGCUCUUGGAAAAAUUUAUUGCUACACAUUUUUCAGAAUUUUACCCCAAUGGUGUGAGGCAGGUGACAAUGUGUUGACAUUUUUAAAAAUCGCAACCAAAGUCUAAAUUUCUGAAUUUAUACUGCACCAUGUGUUUCGAUAUCAACGAUAUAAGUAAGCGUGAUGAUGUGAAACGUUUUUGUAUUUUGUAAAUAGUACAAACUAUUGCCUUAACUUGCUCUCUUAUGUGUAGUACUGGCACAAGAGCCAGGCUAGAUGUAGACAGAGCUAGAGGGAGAUACUCCUUGAAUCAUGUAAUAUUGCUGCAAACAUUGCUCGUGUUAACGUCUCUUUAGCAACGUUUAUUAUUUGCAUGAUAGUUUAGGGCUUCAUCUAGUUCAGUUGGUUUGCUAGCUUACCGACUGAACUCUUUUAUUGGCAUUUUCAUUUGCUAUUUUCUAUGCUACUGUUAUUGUCAUCAUUGUUGUCAUUGUGAAUAAUAACAUUUUUCUCAUCUUUAUUCCGCGAUGUUCUCCAAGAACUUCAUCAUGUAUUUACUUGUGCAUCUGUAAAUAUCUAUUUUUAUUAGCUCAUUGUCAACUCCAUGUCAUCGUACAAAUUCCUUGAGUUCUUAGAACAUUAAGGAUUGUAGAGUAAUGCAGUUUUGCGUUAACGUUUGCUUGGCUUCCAUCAUAUGUCUGUCUUAUUGGUUACAUAACUGCAUUAUUUAUCUCAUAUUUCGUUUUUUACUCCUAUUUAUUUGGAAUACUAUGAAAUGGCCUAGCAAAUUGAACAAUUCAAAGAUAUUACGUCCAUAAUAUUAUUCAAGUCACUAUUAUGUACUUUGAAAGAUCCGUUUUGGUAACUGAGAAAUCAGAAUAUAAUGCUACAUUGUACCCCAGAAAUGUUUAAUUAUUUUUUGAUAAUAUUUCAUUUUUACUUGGUUAAAUGAUUUGACAAGGUAAAUUAUUUUUAACAAUUUCAAACAAUAAUAUUGUAUGUAUACAGCUGCAAUUUUUCAA
Molecule: messenger RNA, 2875 nt
Organism: Strongylocentrotus purpuratus (purple sea urchin)
Lineage: Eukaryota; Metazoa; Echinodermata; Echinoidea; Camarodonta; Strongylocentrotidae
Product: protein giant
Exons: 2
Coding region: 374-1654 (426 amino acids)
Biological process (GO): regulation of transcription by RNA polymerase II
Cellular component (GO): nucleus
Molecular function (GO): RNA polymerase II cis-regulatory region sequence-specific DNA binding; DNA-binding transcription factor activity, RNA polymerase II-specific
Source: RefSeq, a predicted model, not a curated record